Zasmidium cellare ATCC 36951 is the source of this 741-nucleotide messenger RNA. RefSeq lists its product as uncharacterized. The transcript is spliced from 2 exons. The record is from RefSeq and is a predicted model, not a curated record. Bases 1 to 741 code for a protein of 246 amino acids. NCBI's taxonomy places the organism in Eukaryota, Fungi, Ascomycota, Dothideomycetes, Mycosphaerellales, Mycosphaerellaceae.
AUGGCGAAAAACGCUGUGUUGGUUCCCCUCUUCCUGGCUACCGCCUGGGGCUCGACGAUUGGAGAGAGAACCACCACAUGCAGGACUGAAGGAGUUAGCAUCAUAGAAAGCAAGGCGAUGUAUGCACGCAUUCCUGACAUCUUUGCAGUUCGACAAACCCAACUCUUUGCUGGGACGACUCGUCCCCAUCGCCCCUUUCGCCGGGGUGGGCACAGGCACGUACGACGAGUUGAAAUAUUCCGCCGCCGUGAGAAUCCGCACCAGAACACCAACGACGUCCUCGCCCCGGGCGUCCAACCCAGGUCCGAACCCAACGUCGCCGUCCUCGGCACCGUCGGCACAACCCUCGACUACCUCUACAACCGCCUCUUCCGCGCCCUCGUGGGCAUAACCUCCCUGCAACCCUCCACAACCAUAACGCCCGUCGCCGGCAAACUGAAAUCCUUCGACCUCAAAUCCCUCUGGAUCGCCUGCGGCACCACCGCCGCGCAGGCCGCGAGUCUCUCCCUGCCCUGCACGGUGGCUGUGACGGGCACGGAUAGGUAUGCGAGAGUUAAGUCGACGGAGACGAUUGCGUUUGGGCCGGAUCAGCUGUAUAAUUCUACGAUGGGGUUGAAGGAGUUUGAUGGGUGGAGUGAGAUGGUGAGCGUCAGGAUUACGGUUGUGGAGAGUGGGUUGCCGGCGGUGGGCGUGACGAAUUUGUUUUUUGAUGAUUUGAGGUAUUGUGCGCGGUAUGUUUAG